Molecule: messenger RNA, 5622 nt
Organism: Physella acuta
Lineage: Eukaryota; Metazoa; Mollusca; Gastropoda; Physidae
Product: BRCA2-interacting transcriptional repressor EMSY
Biological process (GO): regulation of DNA-templated transcription
Cellular component (GO): nucleoplasm
Molecular function (GO): protein binding
Source: RefSeq, a predicted model, not a curated record
AGAUGGCGGCAAAAGUACAGUUUUCAUUCUUUGCAUAAACAAUUUUUUAGAAAAACAUCAUAUAUUAGCUUUAUACAGUAGAAGAAAGCUUGGAAAAUUAUUGCAUUUUGAUUUAAUUUGAAUCAGAUGAUUUUACAAGAAAAAUGUGGCCAAUGCUACUUGACUAUACCAAAGAUGAAUCUAAGCGCAUUUUACGGCGUUUGGAGCUGGAAGCCUAUGCAUCUAUUAUUUCUGUGUUCCGGGCACAAGGAGAUCUUUCAAAAGAUAAGAAGAAAAUAUUGCAGGAUCUGCAACAAACUCUAAGCAUUUCCACUGAAAGGCACAGAGCUGAAGUGCGAAGAGCAAUUAAUGAUGAAAAGUUAGCAACUAUUGCCGAUAAUAUUGCUGGUACUAUAAGUACAGAUGAGUGGACCAUUGAAGGGCGGCGCCUGGUGCCUCUGAUGCCUAGACUUGUACCGCAAACAGCAUUCACUGCCACCGCCAAUCAGGCUGCUACUGCUAUGAUGGAAAAGAAUGCAUCACUGCCUCCCCCUUCACAGACUUCUAAUAAAGAUGGACCCACAGCCAUACUGUCAAAACCACCUCGUCCUUCUAGUCCAAAUUCAAAUGUUGUGGUCCUUCCAAGUGGAACUUCCAUUCAUAUUAAAGGUAUGCUGAACCAGGAUGAUGAAGAAGAGCUGUGUAUGCCCUCAAGGCGCAGCAGCAACCGUAGUCUAUCCACAGACAGCAACAGUGCAGCCUCCGUCUCCACACAAACUCCUCGUUUGACCUACACGACAGCCUCAAGCACCAUGCCUUGUACCUCACCUGUAAAAAUUACCAUUAGUAAAAGCCCCCAGGGUCGACCAAUAAGUGUUCAGUCAACAUCCCAACCACCCAAGGUGAUUCUGGUGACAAGUGCUGGUCCUGCUUCAGGUACGACAGUUAUUCAACGAUCCAUGUCAGUUCCUGUUGUAAGAACCCCACCCACCACUUUAUCAACAUUUGGGGGUCAAAGUUUACCCAGGUCCUCUGUCCUCAUGCCAUCUGGUCCAGUGUCAUCCUCGGUUGCUCAAGUUGUCUCAGCCUACCCUGGGAUUGUGACAUCUACCUCAAACACUAGUCUCGUCUCUACCACUGUUACUAUACCCAGUUCAACCAUAGGGUCUUCACAGGGUAUGUUUAGUCCCUCAGUCCAAAUUGGUUUAGGAAAAGUUCGCCCUAGAAUAGUUCCUCGUCAGCGUUACCCGGCUAUGAUUCCAACCCAAAAGCCUGGCGUGGUUAUACCCAUGGGUCCCCAGCUAGUCUCCCCCUCACAGAAUAUUCCAGCUGGCUUACAAAUCUCUCAGCCGCAGCACUCAACCUCAACCAUUCAGGUCAGCCAGCCUCAACAUCUGGCUGGUGGGAUCCAGGUCAAGACACUCAACAAACCCACCAUACAGAUCAAACAGGAAGGAGCUGGUAUGAAAAUUAUCACCCAAAGUGGCAGUAAAAUUCUGCCGAAGCCAUCACAAAUAACAGGCACUGGUGGGACACCAGUUGUAAUGGUCAAUGCUGGGCAGUCUACAACAGGUGGCAGCUCAGGUGUGACAAUGCUGCCCAGGUCAAUCUCAUCUUACACAGCUCACACAGGAGGAAAGGUUUUAAAUAUCACAACACCUGGGGGUCGUGUCAUUGCUACGACAACUAAGGCCACCAAUGUUGUGACAGUCAACCCUAAGACCUUGCAUCUGACCGCAGUGAAAUCUGGAUCAGGGAGCACCACAGUAUCCAAGCCAAAUGUUAUUGUUGUACAAAAGACACAACAUGCAAGGUUUCCGAGUCCCAUAGGUGCAGGAGCAACAAAUAUAAGAACUAUUACAACAUCCGGUUUGCCAGGUGCUAUUGACAAGGAAUUAAUGGGCUUGGUGCAUAAAGAUGCUCAAGGUCGACAUGUGCUAACAGCCUCUACGCAGUCUGUGACCACUGCUAGCACUGGACGAGGGGGGGAGAGGAGAGUUAUCAUAACAACAAGUAGCAGCAGCGGGGAGUCAAAACAACAGCCAAUAUCAAUAAUUCACCGUGGCCGCACAGAUGGAGAGAGCAAAACAUCUUUAUUAGCCGAGUUAAUACAAGCAGUUGGGAUGCAACCAGAAGGGGCUACAGUGGAAACUACAGCUCAGGGAACAGAUCCAUAUGAAUUUGAAAAUCUUGAUGGCACGUCCCAGCCAGUCACCGUAAAUUUACCCACUUUAGCUCCAUUUAAACAACAGCAAAUUUUUACAAGGCUGCCUCUGCAGCGACAGUCAGUAUCACAAGAGGUUAUAGAAGCGCAAGAAGAAGAUACAUAUACAUUUAAUGUUCAUACUGAAGAUAAAAGGGAAAGUCCAGAAUGUGACUCAAGAACAGAACAAGUGUUCACUUUAGAACAAGCAAUGUCCCUGUUAAAUAAAGAAGUUGUCGACCUCACAGAACCUGAACCCCCUCAGAUAACAUCUUCCUCCAUCCUGCCAUCAAUUCUUACAUCUGCAUCUGUUAUUCCACCAAUUACUCAUAUACAUGUUCAACCUAAGGUGAGUAUUUUAACAACAAACAACAAAGGAUUUGUCAGUGAAGUCAAUAAAGAAACACCUGGACCUCAUGCUGAAACUGUGCUAGGUGAAGUCAUUGUCUCCCCAGAAGAAGGGCUCAAAGAAGGUCAGCUUGACACCCAGACAGGUCUGUUCUACCAAGUGACAGCGAGCAACCCCCCACCCCCAGACAACUACCACGACACCGGUGUCAAAUUAAAGCCACCAGAAGUGAUAUACACCACCCCGCAACAAACACUGACACCACCAGCACACACCUCAUCCACGCUACCGUCAGUGGGGCAGCCCUCGUCGGCUGUACCGCCAUCAGUGACUGUCACGCAGCCCAUAGACUUGCUCAGUAGCUCUUUAGCUGAGGCGCAGAUCAACCUAGACUCUUAUAAUGAGGAGGAAGAAGAGGAAGAAGACUAUGACGAUGAAGGGGAUGAUGCAUACAAUGACAUGCCAGUCCAUUCCCCUGUGACCAAUGUGGGACACAUUUUAGGGGAUGCUGUUAGUUCAAGACCUGGUAUGGCUGAGGUUUUACGUGAAGAAACAGCCAAAGAUGGUACGAGGAUCCUGACAGUGACCAACCCAGCUUCGCAGCAGACAGAGUCUAUUGUAACCCAUGGCAACCUGUUAGUUUCUCUACCAUCACAGCUUUCAAGAUCAACAUCACUGCCCUCCACAGCGUCAUCGGUGUCAUCCUCACCCUCAUCAUCAUCCUUCAUCUCAGUGCAGGAGGUCAACAGACCCAUUGUCAACAAGCCACAGAGUAAUUUUAUCAGCGUCUUACCUCAGGUGGCCUCAAGUACCACACCCAGCACACAGACAAAUGCCUUACCUGUGAGUGUCACUGGAGAGCCAUCAGCUUCAGUCAUUACACUCAAACUCGAUGAGUUAACCAGUCAAAGGGUGGGGAUUGAAGAAGAUGAGCAGGUGAUAAGUCAGCAUGACAACAGCGGAUCAACCCUGUCUGGAACAGGUGACAUGCACGACUCAGUGACGGAAUCCUGCACUAGUUUACAUGAGGAUUUUGGAUCAACUGCAGGCAGUGAUCUGGAAUCUCACAGUGAUGGCAUUGUGUCAGCCGAUUCCUCAGGGCUGAUUAGAAGCAGCAAAAGAAAACGCAAGCAUCCGUCGGGCCUAGACGAACCAUCACAAGCAGCUCCAGGUAGCUGGGUCAAGGCAGCAGCCAGUUUGCUGAUGAAGGUUGCCAGAUUUAAAGGUUCACCAAGAGACAGGAAUGAGAUACCAGCUGCAGAAUGGUUCACAUUUCCUGUGGACUCUACAGAUGCACCAGAUUACUACACAGUGAUACAAAAUCCUAUGGAUUUUUCUACAAUGCGCAAAAAACUUGAGACUGGCCAGUACAGCUGCUUUGAGGACUUCCAGUCGGACAUGGAGCUGAUCAGGACCAACUGCUACCUGUACAACAGUGAGGGCACCAAGGUGAGGAGGGACUGUGAUGAGGUCAUGACCUUUUACAGGUCAGAGUUGGCCAAACUACAAGAGAAGCAGACCAGCAAGGCUUUCAUGCAGAGUGCAUCAUCUCCAUUGAAGCGCCCAAAAGCUGAUGAGAAAGCAGUUCCCAAAUCUUAAAAAAUUUAAAUUGAUAUAAUUGCAAUGGAAUUUAGUUAAGUAGAAAUAAUUACUUGAAUUCCAACCCUAAAAACUCUAUAAAGAACAAUUUAUCAUUAAGUAAAAAUGAUAUUUUGAUGAUACAGUUUAAAAAUAUCAAUAACUAACAACAAUAGACGUUAUCGUGAAUUUCACUGCUUAUGUCCAUUAGACUGAUUAAUUUAACUUAAAAAAAAGAAAUAAAAUGAAACUAAAAUCAAGAUUAUAUGAAAUUCAAACUAGCUUUUAAAGUUGAUGAGCAAGUAUUGACUACAUUCUGAACUGAAAUCAAUAAUACAAUCAUAUCAAAACUUCAGAAACAGCUAAUUCUUACUUAUUAUAUGUAUAGAUAUUUUAAAUCAUUAUUGUUGCUUAGCAAUAACAAUUGUUUUUCUAUAUAAUGAAAUACUGAUAGUAUUUUUAAAGCUCAACACUUUAAUGUUAAAAAAUUUGAACUAGUAGUCAUGUUCAUAUAAACUUUUUCCAGUGUAUUUAUUUCAAAUAUAUUUCAGCUUCCUCAGUAUAUGUAACAGUUUUAAUUUUUUAAGCGUUAAUUUAUCAUAGGCCCUAUGUAGUUUUUUUAACUUAAUAUUUUACAGUUUUAUAGAAUUUAUAAAGUAAGUUUUUUUUAAUACUUUUAAAUUAAAAUGUUACAUCUUUAUAUUUUAUCCCAGCUACUUAAAGAUUUAGUUACAAGUAAAUGCACUAAAAAAAACAACCUUUUAUGAAUAUUAUUUAAUGUAUAGCUCACAGGAGCUAUAACAUUAAAAGUUACUUUUCAACCCAAAGCAGUGAAUAUUUAUGUUUUCAACAAAUGCAGCUGAAGAAAAAAAAAGUAAAAAAAACUAUAUAGAAGUACUUGUGGGACCAUACAAAACCUUUUUUAUUUAACAAUUUUUUUUUAAUAAGGAGGCUUUAAAAGCAAAGGGUUGGAUAAAGUUAAAAGGCAUUCAGUUUCAAGUUUUAUAAUUCCAUGAGUUCAUUUGUACAGUAUACAAUUUUAACAAUGGAUGUAUUAAUAUGUGAAUAACAGUUUUUAAUCCUGUGCAUCAGCAUAUAUUUCCAAAUAUUUCAUCUGAUUACAAAUUUAACAAAAAAAAUGAAAUUUACAAUUAAAAUUUUUUGUAUUACGAGGUGCUUCAAGAUGUUUUGAGGCUUAUUGCUAAAAUAUGUAAUGUUUUCAUUCUUUAAACAUUUAUUUGUAAAUUCUAGUGAAAUUUAUCAUGGUCUUGGUGUAAUUGCUUUGCAAGUUUUGUAAAUAGAAAUACUUGUACACUAUGUUUUUAACCUGAUAAGAGUUUUGUGUUGAUGUUAACUUGUAAUUUUGACAGUGUAAAUGUGUAAAUAGCUGAGCUAUUGCUACAACUCUUGUUCUCAUGUGUUGUUUCAAUUGUUGGAAAUACAUUUUAUGUACUUAGUGAUGCUGAAAGACAAAACAUUGGUUUAUUUAUUAAAUAAAUCCUAUUGAAUUUUU